UUUAUAUGUCAAUGCUGAAUCUGAUGUUAGGUGGAUGGGAGGAGCUGCACUUUCCAUUAUUCAAGGAUGGUCAAAACCAAUGAAUGUCAUGAAAAUAGAGGGGGAGGAAGGCAAGACAGUCUAUGCCAUGACUGGAGUUCAAUGGGGACUGUAUAAAGAUUCACAAGAAAAAAGUACCAAGUACUGGUAUUUUGGACCUUUGAAACAGAGAAUUUCAUAUAUAAUAAAGACAAUGCAAGGCUGGCCACAAUUCAUAAGAAGUGAUUUCAGUAGUACAGUGCCAUGUACUGGAUGUAAUAAAUGUGUCACUGCUAUUCCAAAGAAGCCAUCCAUCUGGUCAUGGUUAUUUGGAUGGUGGAGAAAGACUGAAGAAGUUAUUGACUACUCCCAAAUCAACAAUGAAGAAUGUGGAAUAUGGAAUGAGAUGAAAAUAUCAAGUGUAGAAUUUACUGCUUCAACAACAAACACUGAUCCAUUGUUACAGGGUAUAUCAGAGAUUAAAGUGGAUUUAGGAAUUGAAGAGAUGAGUAGGUCUGAUUUCAUUAAAGAAGGCUGGGCUCGAAUGAAAGAUAAAAAUAAUAAAGAUACAGAAGAAAGAAUAGAAAGGACUAAAAUGAGUGUAGGAGAGUUCAAACUAACGCCAAUAAUUGACAAGGAUCAAGAAAAUUGGUUUUAUAUUGACAGUGAAAAAUUUGAAGUGAUGUCAAUCCAUGCAAGUCUUCUAAAAAACAAAAUUAAUUUCUUUACAAAUAUUCAUUAGUAUUUCUGUUAACUGUAUAUUUUAUUUUGUUUUGAAUUGAAUUCAAGUUAAAGAACUUGUUA
Molecule: messenger RNA, 822 nt
Organism: Saccoglossus kowalevskii
Lineage: Eukaryota; Metazoa; Hemichordata; Enteropneusta; Harrimaniidae
Product: acylglycerol kinase, mitochondrial-like
Biological process (GO): ceramide biosynthetic process; phosphorylation; sphingosine biosynthetic process
Cellular component (GO): membrane; mitochondrion; cytoplasm
Molecular function (GO): ATP-dependent diacylglycerol kinase activity; ceramide kinase activity; acylglycerol kinase activity
Source: RefSeq, a predicted model, not a curated record